Sphaeroforma arctica JP610 is the source of this 838-nucleotide messenger RNA. RefSeq lists its product as hypothetical. NCBI's taxonomy places the organism in Eukaryota, Ichthyosporea, Ichthyophonida. The transcript is spliced from 2 exons. The record is from RefSeq and is a predicted model, not a curated record. The coding region runs from base 287 to 838 and encodes 183 amino acids.
GUCUUUCUGAUGCAAAUCCAAUGAGUUCCUCGCAAGGACGUGCAAGGACGUGCAGGGACGUGCAAGGACGUGCAAGGACGUGCAAGGACGUGUGAUGAAAUAUGUAUCGCUCGCCGCUCAGUGUAUCUACGUUUCGUCGAUCAAUUUAUAUACUUAUAGAUUAGUAGAUAUGUAUAUACGUGAUCCGUGUCUACGAAGAAAUCCAUACCCACACGUUUACACGUCGUUCAUAUUCACUAAGUUUAGUACACGUAGUCUAGCUAGAGCUCAAUCGCCUUGAGUGCUAAUGAUGACAAUGGAUAAUCCCAAGCUGGCCUCAUGCCUACUAAGUUCCUUAAGUUACGUUCUGCUUAUCAAUACUGCCAGUAUAUGUGUAGUCAAUGGCGCAGGUAUAAAGCUUGAACAACCAUCACCACAAGGCCAAGAUAUACACUCUGUAGAACCCCACAUAUAUAAGCCUAUACCUAGUAACCUUGACGACAUAGUCGCCUCAGUGAUCGUACAAAGACACUGUGUGCGCUCAUCGACCACAUAUCCCCCCGAUGUAUGGGGACCUAUGCCUGCUAACUACACAAAGAAUCUAGCUGAUUACACCGCGCAUGUAUGGCCAGAUGCGUAUGCAUGGGGUGUUGAGGCUGGUGCGUGCACUCAAGAGGGGAAAGAGUUGGUUGUUGCACUAGGAAGUGCUUAUAUCGAUGUGCAUCCACAACCGUUCCACUUUGUAGUCGACGUAAACUCGGGCAGGGACAAUACCACCGCAGAUAUGCUUAUUCAAGGUAGUUACACACUGUGGAAAUGUAAAGUGGAUGCGAAUCUUUUACUGUGCCGGAAUAAGUGA